CAUGCAAGAACUCGAAUGCCUUGCUCAUGGCCUUGUAACCUGUGACUGUUGUCGGCGAGAACGCUCCAGGAAGCGAUCGACGAGAUCGCUCAAAGAACAAUGGGGGCGGAGUGUGGGAAGACGCUAUCAGCGCCUAUUGACCGGCAUAUGCUCUGGUCCGUCGGCUCCGGCGAUCUGCGUAUAAAAGGCGCACACAGAAGCUGGUGACUGGGACGCUCCUCUUCCUGACCCCCACUACCGCAACCUCUACAAAGCUUCACUACCAUGGGUCAGCGCCACCAAGCCUGGAUCAUCGCCCAAGUCAAGCCCCACGGCGGUGGCAAGCCUCGUUAUCGCUGCAUCGGUGGCCUCCACCACCAAUGGUGCUAUGGCUCGCUGCCGUUGAAGGGCCUCAUCCGCAUCGCCACGCUACUCAAGCAAAAGCCGAAUGCGGAGAUCGUCCAGGAAGAGCUACGCAGCAUCGAGGGCAAGUAUGGCUCGCAUCUUGAUGAGGCGCCUAAGAUCCCCAACUGCCCAUGCCGCUACACGACCUUCUUGCUUAACUUGGCAUUCAACGCCGACUUGGACUCUGAUAGCGUCAGUGGCCAGUAUUUUUCUAAUGGCUCGCUUGGCAACGUGUUGCCCGCUUCAUGGGGCUGCUGGGAUGGAGACAACAACGAUGGCCUGACUAUCAUCGAUGUGACCGAUCCCUACAACCCGAGGUACUGCUUCUUGGGAGGCAACGAGACAGAGACCGAGGAUACCGGGCGGCUUACCGCUCAAAAGUACCUGGAAGCCUACUACGACAUCGAACUCGAAGACCCACAGAUGCGCGCGCACCUUCAACAGGUUCUGGACGCUUGCAAAGGGUUUGAGCUCAUCGACGUCGCGGCGCUGCGGGAAGCUUUCCCGUCUGACUUCAAGGGGCCGCCGAGUGUCAAAAAGGCAGAGGAAGAGAAGACUGCGAAGAAGGAAGUGCCGUCCCUCACAUCCCUCACUCUUGGUCCCGUCGUCAAGCAGGCUGUCCAGAGCGGAGAGCUGGAAGCCAUUGAGCCGAUUUUGAUCCAGGCGGACAAGCUCCCUCAGAUUCUGGAGGCGCUUCGCGUCGUUCAGGCGCCUUUUCCGGAUUCGGGCCUUGCCUUCGUUUCCAAGGUCAUCGAGGCCACCAGCAGCUUCGAAGACCUGAAAGGCAUCCAACUCUCGGGCGAGCAGCUCACGAAAGUUAUACCCGUUGACAUCUCAAAUGAUGUACUCGAUUUGUCUGGCAACGCCGUGCUCACCGCCGACGGCCUUCGCGCGCUCCUCGCGCACAACUCCAAGAUCCGCCGUCUUGUCCUCUUCCGCACCGCCAUCUCGAACGAGGACAUGUACAAGCUGCUCGAGACGCCCACCCUCUUCGGCCAUAUCGAGGAGCUCGUCCACCCGCUUCUCAUCUCCUGGAAGCGCGACGCCUUCCCCGCGACAUUCACCCUCCAGCACGUCAGCGACUCCAUGUCCUUCAACGUCGGUGGGGGCGUCCUCAGCGUGCCCAUCAUGAGCCUCAACAACCUCGCCGAAGGCCUGGGUCGGCUCGUCGCCGGGCUUCUCGACCCGCAGAAUGCGAUGAGCUUCGGCGCGGGGGAUGCCCCCUUCGAGGCCGCGCUGAGCACGGGGCACAUCCCCGCUGGCAAGACGUGGGGCGAGCGCGCCGUUUGGUGCACGCCUGUGCGCACGCAGCGCGCCGCGCCGAGCAGCUGGACCUUUGUGCUUAAGUGGGCGUCGUUUGGUGUCGGGGACUCGCAGUACGGGUUGAUCAACACGAAGGUCGGCGCGGACGGGACGAAGGCGGUCACCGCGCAUUCGGCGCAGAGCUUUUUGGAUGCGUUGCAGGAGGAGGGGUACCCUGCGCCCUCUGAGGCCGUCGCACAGAAGUGGAGUGAGAUCUUUGACGCGCUGGACAAGGCAGGCGGUCAGCGGAUGUCGGUCGAUGAGUACAAGGCCGCGACGACCGGCAACAGCAGGCAGCAGAUGAUCGCGCGUAUGAUGGGCCUGGCGAUGUGAUCAGUUUGGAUGCCUGCCAUGUUUUCUGCUUUGUGGGAUGCUGUCGUUGCCUUCAGGUUGCUUGUUUGUUGUCAAUUGUACUAAUAGUCAGCGUAUCUUGUCCGAAAUUCCAAUGCACUUUGAAGUCCCCACGUUCACUAGAGCGACUAAGUGACUUUUGAGGCUAU
Molecule: messenger RNA, 2186 nt
Organism: Schizophyllum commune H4-8
Lineage: Eukaryota; Fungi; Basidiomycota; Agaricomycetes; Agaricales; Schizophyllaceae
Exons: 4
Coding region: 265-2019 (584 amino acids)
Source: RefSeq, a predicted model, not a curated record